Messenger RNA from Neopsephotus bourkii (Bourke's parrot), 1585 nucleotides. RefSeq names its product isthmin 1 (gene ISM1). Lineage: Eukaryota; Metazoa; Chordata; Aves; Psittaciformes; Psittacidae. The coding region runs from base 52 to 1440 and encodes 462 amino acids. The record is from RefSeq and is a predicted model, not a curated record. The transcript is spliced from 6 exons. Gene Ontology annotation, biological process: negative regulation of angiogenesis.
CCUCCACGGCCGCCGCCGCCGCGGGGCCCUAAAGCCGCCCGGCUCAAGAGGAUGGUGCGGCUGGCGGCCGAGCUGCUGCUGCUGCUGGGGCUCCUCCUGCUCACCCUGCACAUCACCGUGCUGCGCGGCGGCGGCGGCGACCCCCACGGCCCCCCGGGCGCCGGCAACCACAGCCAGCGGCAGAACACACUCAAUGCAGAUGACCAUUCCCCUGAAGACAGCUUCACCUUGAACCCCGAGGACAGACGAGAAUACCCCGAUCUCCAGGCUGCCCACCGGCCGUUCCCCAAGCAGCACUUCAGGCAGGAGAAUGGGCAUACGUCCUUGCAAAGAGAUGGACCCAGAUCUUUCCUCCUGGAUCUCCCAAACUUCCCCGACCUGUCAAAAGCAGAUAUCAAUGGGCAGAAUCCCAACAUUCAGGUUACCAUUGAAGUGGUGGAUGGCCCUGACACCGAGACGGACAAGGAUCUGCAGAAAGAGAGCAGCAAGCCUAGCUGGCCUGUCCCAUCGCCUGAAUGGAGAAACUGGUGGCAAAGGUCCUCCACCUUGACUCGCAUGAGCAGCGGUGACCAGGACUACAAGUACGACAGCACUACUGAGGACAGCAACUUCCUAAACCCUCUUGGUGGGUGGGAUAGUCAUGCACCCAGUCACCGGACAUUUGAGUCCAAGGAGCAGCCAGAGUAUGAUUACAUGGAUGGCGAGGGAGACUGGAGCCCGUGGUCCCUCUGCAGCGUCACCUGCGGCAGCGGCAACCAGAAGAGGACGAGGUCCUGCGGGUACGCCUGCACGGCCACCGAGUCGCGGACCUGUGACCGGCCCAACUGCCCAGGGAUUGAAGAUACCUUCCGGACAGCUGCCACAGAAGUGAGCUUACUUGCGGGAAGUGAAGACUUCAAUGCUACCAAGCUGUUUGAAGUUGAUACUGAUAGCUGCGAAAGAUGGAUGAGCUGCAAAAGCGAGUUCUUGAAGAAAUAUAUGCACAAAGUGGUCAAUGAUCUUCCCAGCUGCCCAUGCUCCUACCCCAGAGAAGUUGCAUACAGCACUGCUGAAAUCUAUGAUCGACUGAAGAGGAAAAACUUCCGCUGGAAAGAUGCGAGUGGUCCAAAGGAAAAACUGGAGAUCUAUAAACCCACUGCACGAUACUGCAUCCGCUCCAUGCUCUCUUUGGAAAGCACAACACUUGCAGCACAGCACUGCUGCUAUGAUGAUAAUAUGCAGCUGAUUACCAGAGGGAAAGGGGCAGGCACGCCGAACCUGAUCAGCAUUGAAUUCUCAGCAGAACUCCAUUACAAAGUGGACAUUCUGCCUUGGAUUAUAUGCAAAGGUGACUGGAGCCGGUACAAUGAAGCGCGGCCUCCAAACAAUGGGCAGAAGUGCACAGAAAACCCUUCAGAUGAAGACUACUACAAGCAAUUUCAAGAAGCAAGGGAAUACUGAGAUGUUCCUCCUCUUGAGACACAAAAUAGCAUUCGUUUCCUGGAUGCCAAAGAACUGAUAACGGCUGCUGCAUUGUCUCCUUGACAGGGGUUGAUCAGUUUCUUUCUAAUGAAUGUAUAUAGUUGUAAUAUAAUACAUAAGUAUU